Molecule: messenger RNA, 500 nt
Organism: Chironomus riparius
Lineage: Eukaryota; Metazoa; Arthropoda; Insecta; Diptera; Chironomidae
Source: the annotation of a GenBank genome assembly
AAAAUAAAUAUUCUAUUUCAGCAGUGAGCUUUUAAUUUUAACUUCGACUAGUUCUGAUUUGAGCUUGUUACCAUUCAGUUAAAAUAAUGAAGUUGUAUUUUAUUGUCAUUUUUAUUUUUAUCACUAGGAUGAAAGAAAUCCAAGCUGGUUCUCCAAGUUAUGAAAGUGCAGCGCCACUUGAGACGAAAACUUGUGCUGAACUAGCUGAACAUUACUCAAAUAUGCUGAUGAGAGAUUAUCCAACUUACGAUAGUUUUAAAAUAUACAGUUAUAGAUUUGGCAAUCCUGAAAUUUACAAGCUCAAAGAUUACGUGCACGAUUUUUCAGCAGACUAUAUUUUUCUGACAAGCGAUAAUAAACAAGAAUUUAGAGAAUAUUUACGUCAUUUCUUAGUCGGCGAGUUAAUCAAGAUAAACGCUUACGCAUGCCUGGAUAAAAUAAUUUAUGAGAUUAGUCCUGUUUUUGACGACACAUAUCCAUAUGAACCUACACCCUCAUAA